AUGAUUCAAGCCAUCUUCUUUGCAACAUUCGAUGUCAAUGAAGGCCCGAAAGUCCACCAUCAAGUCCCACCCAACAGCGUGCAUCCCACUAAACCCUCCUCUGCAACACGCCUGUUCAACUUCCCUGAGCUAUCUUCAUACAUCAUUCCAGCCCCUGCCCUCUCCAAUCGACCACUCGAGCUUCUCACCCCAGGAAAACCUAGCUACCGAAUUCUCUCGCAUCCUGUGACCAUCAAAUCCCCAUCCUAUCCCCGCAAUGCCUUCACUUUCAACUUCAGCCUCGUCCUCGCCGAAAACAUCGGCUUCCACUCCUAUCUCCCCGUCGUCCACAAACUCGCAACCCUCUUCCGCCACCUGGAGGAAGAGUCCCGUUUCCUCUCCACCGAGCUCAAGAUCAAUCCUCAACCAAAUACCGGCCGCAUCCACGCCAUCUGCGAGCUCCUCCUCGAAGACCUGAACACAUACUCAGAAUGCAUGAUCCCCGUCGACGGCACGACUACAACCCUAAAUAUCAAGCUCUUCCCCCUGUACCCCACCCCUCCUCGAGUUGAAGAUUGGCAAGUCCCUCUCCUAACGGUAAACCUCGAGGACAUGAAAGAGGAAGAAUGUUGGGACCUAACCCUCCUACAGGUCCUCCCUCACAUCGAUGGUGUGAACAGCAUCAAAAGAAUCUCCACACUCGCAGACGCAGACUCCAAGCUCGUCAGAAAAGCAAUUAGGGAGCUCGUAUACUACGGCUGCACAGUCCUGCUGGACAUCUUCACAUUCUCCGCCAUCUACGCACCUACAGAGUCCAUCGGUAAUCUCGUCACCGACGUUGCUAUGCAAGACGAAUGUCUCCACUACAUCACCAUUCCCUCUUUCUCAACCACCACUACCCUCCCUCCGCCAACACUUCUUUCUCCUUCCGACACGAAUGGGGACAUCACCCCUACCCGCCUCAUUGAGCUCUACACCUCCCUCUCCCAAGGCCAGUCCCUCAAGACCUGGAUUCUCUCCCACGGCGGCGAAACCCUUGUGAAAACUAUCGAUAUCAGACGCUUCAUCACCUUCGGAGUGAUAAAGGGAUUCUUGUAUCGGGUGCACCGGUACGCUGCUGCGAGCGACAAUUUGCCUAGCAGCAAACACAAGAGCGUCAAGAAGGGGAAGGGCUUGCUACAGCAACAGCGCCGGCAAGAGACGCAACCAUUGGGUCAGAAGAAGCAGGGAAAAGGGGACGGAGCACAUGAUGAGAAUCAUGAUGAAGGGGAGAUGCAAAACCUAGCUCCCUUUUUAGACGGUACGCACUGCUUUGACAAGAUAUGCACAGACCUGGGAAUCAGUGAGCGAGAACUGAUGGCGAGGUUGAAGAAAUAUGGGAAUGUACAGAUCAUCUGUCGUUGA
Molecule: messenger RNA, 1383 nt
Organism: Bacidia gigantensis
Lineage: Eukaryota; Fungi; Ascomycota; Lecanoromycetes; Lecanorales; Ramalinaceae
Exons: 2
Coding region: 1-1383 (460 amino acids)
Biological process (GO): negative regulation of TORC1 signaling; positive regulation of autophagy
Cellular component (GO): vacuolar membrane; GATOR1 complex
Molecular function (GO): GTPase activator activity
Source: RefSeq, a predicted model, not a curated record